CAAAGCUAAAAAGAUGUUUAGUGGCUAGUGCUAUGGCUGGGACCCUAUUUGUAUUGUUGAUGAAGUUAGGUGCUGUUCUGAGCAUUACUUGUGGCUAUAGAGUGGCUUUUUGGUUGAGAUUUGCAUGUGGAGACAUAGACCGCUGUGUAGUGCUAUCAUGCGGUCAGUACUAAAGUUGGUAUAACUAGAGAAGCAAGCAGUCAGCAACAUUCAUCUCUUGAGAGGGUGUCUAACUUGGUGUUACGGUUUGUUUGACCCUAAGUUAAUAUUAUGCCGGAAUAUCCCUUUAAAUAUGAAGUUUCACUCUUGGUGCAGUGUGUAAGCAGAUUAAUAAGCUACAUAUCAAAAACUGCUUUUUAAACCAGAUGGUAAGCAUGUUAAUCCUGCAAUUAAAAAAUGACCUUUUUAUGGGAUGAUACAGAGAUUCAUUGAUUUUUGCAACCAGCCCCUCAUGGACACUUAACAUUUCUGCACUUCACACAUAAGGUUGAUGAAUGAUUCUGAUCAUUAAAAAAAGAGAAUUCAAGAUGAGAUCUUCUUACAAAUCUAUUAAAAAUCCAAGAAGAUGAUCUUCUUAAAUACAAUUAGACUUCUAGUAUUUGUUAACAUUAAAGUGGUUGACAUGAGUCUAAGUGAAGAUGUUUUUGUCCGUGACUCCCUCUCUCUUCAUUCAGUGCAUUGGUCCGUCCUCUCUCUCCUCCCUCCUAUGUUGAUGUCACUUGGAGGCAGGAUUUCAGGACUCCACAGUCAGAGCUGAAACUUCUUCACACAGAACUGAGAAAAAAUAAUCCACCGAGGAGAAAAACUUUCGUUCUCUGUUUAAUGUUUUGGACUCUUUAGCAGAGACAUGAGACUGCAGAGAAGAACCUGCUGAAACAGACAGACAUGGACAAACAGAAAGGUACGGUGCUCACUCUGUUUAUCUGUUAUAUACGUUUUAACCAUGUGACAAUAAAACUAAAGAGUAAUUAUGAAAGCAUACUCACAUCAUUUCCUUAUGUACGAAAAGUGCCAUAUAAAUAAAGCUGAAUUGAAUUGAAUUGAAUUGAAUUGAAUCACUGGGGAUUAAAUAUAAGAAUCACAAGUUUCCAGUGAAAUUCAAUGAAACCUUAAAUCGUAGGAAGUUUUGGAUAAUUCUCCUGAGAUGUUUUGCAGUCACAGCAAUUAUCGCCAAAGACAUAAAAUAAGGGAAAUUUUAAAACUUUAUUUAAUGUGAAAUUUGACAUAAAUUUUAAAAUUUGAAAUUUAAGGCAAUGUGAAAGUACUGUAAUAGCCUUAGUAUGAGUGUGGAAAUAAUUUUGUGUAGUGUUUUAGAGAUGUAGAAAAAACAUCUCUCAAUACAGUUGUUUAGAAAUUGUUUUUUUUCGUAUGAAGAUUAAAUGCAUUUUGUGUGCAUUAGAUAAAGGUUUUGUGUGAUUGACUGAUAACCUUCAAAUAUUGUGACAUAACAUAUGAAAUACAACCUGAAACAAUUCUGAACAUUUGAUAAAAUCUUUUUUUUUGGCAGUGUUCAAUGUUUUUAUACCCGGUUAAAGCUCUUGUGAGAAAAUUUCAGUUUGUGUCAAUGUUGGCCCCCCUGUAGACUUUUACUAUCCUCUAUGAGCUUAAGUGGCGUCUUUGAACCUAAAAUUUAUCCUGUUGACAUUUAACAGCCAAAUAAUUGAUAAUGAACAAAUUAAGUCUGUUUCUACAGCUGCUCAGCUGACACCUACUCCACUGCAUUAUUUUCAGGAUAUAAAAAUGGUUUAUCUUGUCACUGAUGGUUUUGUUUGCUUUUGGACAUCAAAUUCAUACUGAUGAAUUGUAUCAGUAUGAAUUUCAGUGCAGCUCAUACAUGUCAAAAAAUCCUCGUAGGAGCUUUAAUAUAAUGCUCCAUUUUCUAAAAUAAGGGCAAUGCUUUGAAUUUAUGAGGCAUGUAUAAAGGUCCUGUGAAGGAGCUGUGUUGAUUUUGCACCCCAUGUUGACUAAACUGUAGCUCUCAUCUCUUUGGUUCUUCUAUCCUUUACACAAAGGUCAAGUUUUUCUGACAAAUAAACUCUCAGGUUUUAAACUCUUCAUGGAUCCCUUGCAUGGAAAAGCUAAAAACGCUUCAUCUUGACAAACACUUACCCCUUGCCUGUAGUUUUGAACAGCACAAAUUACUAUUUAGAAAUUCUUGGUCUUGUGGUUAGUGAUCAUACAGGUCAUGUAGAGACAUCACUAUGAAUUUGAGUCUGUUACAUAAGCAGGUAAAAACAUUUUGUAUUGUACAAUUGUUGUUUAAACAAGUGAUCAAUGACUUAGUCAAUUUUAAUUUGUACUGAUAAAACACUGAGGGUCAACUUUUGUUAAAUAUUUAAGAAAAUGCCUGAAAUUGGUCAUCAUAUAACAAAAGAGAAAAAAAAAACAUUUUCCCAGGAAUAAAUGAGUCAAAGUGGCGUGUCAAGAAUAUGAUAAAUGAUCUCCCUAACCUGUUGACGUCAUUUUUUUCUUCUUUAUCUCACUGAUGGUAUGUAAACUAAAGCAGCAAAACAUUCGGAAACACCCGCCUGUCCUCCUCCAUCCUUCUUCCUCCCACUCCUCAUCAUCAUCAUCCUCACUUCCUCCUCCUGCUGCCCUCCGGAGACAGGGCUAAUAGACUGUUUGGAUUCACACUAGCAAUUUAGCAUUUUUUCUACCAUUACAUACCCUCUGACCAACUGCAGAAGCUGGAUUUAGGAGUAUGACUUCAUCUGUUAACUGUGUCCGAACUCUCUAGGCCAACUCUCUCAGAAAGAAAAAGAUAAAGCUAAGAAAAGUUUUAGUGCAUUUUUCUGAGAGGAAUCCAAUUUAGACUUUUCAAAGAAUAUGUAAGUGGAUUGCUCUUUUCUUUAAACUGGACCUCCCUGGAUGAUCAGAUUGUUAAUAUACAGUGGGGUUACUCUUGUCAUCAGUUGGUCUCGAGGUGUUAUCAAUAUUUAUUCAUUGUAUUUGUUUUCAUAUUUUAAGAUAUUAACUAAAAUUUGCACUGUGUCAGUUACUUGUUUUUGAUUGGUCGAUUCCCCAAGCAACAGUCAGUCACUUUGUGACAAAAUCCAUUGCUAUGGAUGCAGCUGUAUUCAUCCGGCCUGUCUAUUCAGUGGAAAGAAGAAAAGAGAUGGAGACAGCAGGAGUGAAGCAGGAGAAGUUACAGAAUAUACUGAGACAGAAAAACUCAGUCAGGUGUUGGGUUGAUUCAUGGAGCUGUUCACAAGGUUUGUCGUCACCACAACCAGAAAAAGUUCAGUUUAAAGUAAGAUAUUGCAUCGUAAACAGAGCUCAAACUCUGAGCCUAACGGACUACUUUCAGCAAGAAGAAUAUAAUCAUUAUUAAAUAAGAUAACUUUGUCAGUACUUGAUGUAAAUUGUUUUAUUUCUACAAUUAUCAGCCUGGAUAAUAAGCCUGUAAAAGGUAGGAUCAUGUGUAGUAAAUGGAUUGUUUUGUCAGAUGUGGGACAUGGACAAGGUUCCUCUGAGGUCUGAUAGGUCUUAGUCACUGUCAGCCAUCAGGGAGGACAGAACCAUAAAAUGUGCUGAGGAGUUUACUGUGUGUUUGAGGAGUUUGUAGAGGCCAGAUUUGAUGAUGAUCAAUGAAGAGGUUUAAGAGUUUGUAAUAUGGUUCUGCAAGUCUGUAAAGAGGUUUUGAGAGGAACCCCUCAAAGCCUUUUAUGAUGGUCUAUGAUCUUACCCUGUUUUGUUUUUCUGUGGCUGUUUGGGGAAAUGCUCUUGUCGACAUUUAAAACCUCUGGCAGUGUUAUUGAUGAUUAAAAAGUCACACAGGAGAUUUUAGUAAAGAAGCUCUAGAGGUGUGUGUGUGUGUGUGUGUGUGUGUGUGUUUCUAUUGACAUGUACAGCAACAGAUCAGGGUCUAAUUGAGGACCCACAGGAGACUUAAACGUCUCUUGUCUCUUGCAGCACAUGUCCUGCAUGUUGCAUUUGUGUUAUCCUCCUCUGAGACAUUAAAGGAAAUCUACACUGAAGAUGUCAUUUCUGAUCAGCUUGUUGUUGAUGCCCAUGUUGUUCUUCUGCUCUGUGUGUAAAGGCAAAUCACAUGAUAUCACCUAUUAUGUUGGACUGUGUAGAAUUUUCUUAAAAUAACAUUGUGUCAAAGUAUACACAGUAUUUAGUAAGCAGAUCAAAUUUCCCCAAAUAGAUUUAAAUGCUAAAACAAUUUCAUUUUUUACCUGGCUAUCAAACCUCUAUGCUUAUAAAAAAAAUGAAAAUAUCAUGAAAUCACUUAACCAAUCCAAAUGUCAUUUUGGCCCAAUACGUGGUUUAAUGUAAAUACAGGGGCACAAAACACAAACAACCAAUGUUACAAAAGGCAUAAUUUUUCUCUCACACUGAGAUGAUCUGUCUUUCAUUCAAAUGCUUAUCAUUUUGUGUGUGUGUGGGUGUGUGUGUGGGAUGAGGGUUUGUAGGUCUGUGUAUUUGGGUCUGUGUGUGUUCAGCAGCAUCAAAGCCAGAGACAGGAAGUGAUGUUGAUGCUCAGAUAAGCUGUGUUCGGUAACACAAACUCUUAACAUCUCAGAGCAGCGGCAGCACUUUGUGCAGUGGAAACAUCACAGUCUCUCUAAGGUGUAUUUCAGCAGACACACAGUCUUUCUGUCAUUGUUGUUGUUGUUGUUGUUAAAGUGUUGUGGGUGAGUUAGGAAUGUGCAGCCUGGUGUUUAAAACAGCAGCGGGCUGAUAAACGGAGCUGUAGGAUCCUCAGAAUCAGCAGAGAGGAGUUAAUCAGAAACUUUUAACCUUCAUCUCCCACUCUGCUCUGAGUGUGAAUGAACUCGCUCUGUCCCUAUGAAUGGAGCUGGAGUACAAUCAGCAUCUGUGUCUCUCCAUUUUUCACAUUUUCUCUCUUUUUGAUGAUUAUUCAAAUGGUCUUGACUUAGUUUCAGACAAAAACAAGUUUUAACAAAAUAAAGAAAACAGCACUGAGUCAUAAUAAGACUCAGAGUAGAAAAUCUGACACAGAUAGAAACCCAAUACAGACCUAGAGACCAAAACACACCACCAAGGAGAAAGAGGUCCCUGAAAUGGACUCUAAAGAAGUUUUAGCAGCUUUGGCUGUGGUUCCAGCAUCACUGUCUGAAGGCUUAGGGGUAUCCAGGAUGGUUCUAUGAGCCCUGAAAGAGGCCUCAGUAGUCGUUUAAGAUGUUCUCAUGGUCUCGUUGGUGACUGGUCUGGAUCAAGCAGUUUGUAGUAGUUCUUCAUUUAAAAAUGGUGUUAAAAGUUCUGGUGGUGGUGUAAAAUCUAUUUGUUGGGUUUAGGUUGUCUACUCUGGGUUUAGAAGGUUUUGGAGGUUCAAGUAGUCAUGUAGUUUGUAAUAAAGUACUUUCCUAGUUUCAGUGUGUGCUCAGAGGGUUACAGUCUGUAUUUGGGAGGUUACAGUACUCCUUUCGGUCUUUCUUGUGGUACUUUUACAGGUUGUAUAGUAAAAUUUUCAAAGGCCUCUCACUCUCUUGGGUUGUUUUUGUCUGGAUUUAGUAACAGCUUGGUCCCAGAGUUCUAAGGUUCUUGUCGACGUAACUUCAGCCUCUGGGGCAUGUCCGUGGUUCUAGUUCUGAUGUAAAGACUUGUGGUUGUCAUUUAGGUCUUAUUUAAAGUAAUGAACCAAGGUUCAAAAGGUCAGUGAAGAACUUGUUGUGCUUGAGUUGUUCUGGUCUGGAUUUUGGAGUUUGUAGUGGUCCUUUUGGUUGCUGAGAAAGUACUGUUGAAGUCUCAGAUCGUUUUGGUGGUUGAAAAGAGGUUUUGGCUGCGUCAGGGUUUCCAAGACCCACCAAGCAAGUCAGGAUGUUCUGAUGGUAUUGAUUAAGAGGUUGAAGGUAUCCUUUAGGUUGUUGUUAAAAGCAUAUCAAAGGUUCGUGUCAAAGGUAUUUCUAACAUUGCUGUUUAAGUCCCCAGACCUUUAAGUGGUUCUCAAAGUCCUCUCAGAGUCCUCCCUGGUUUUUCUUCCUUGAACGCUGAUCAGUUUAGUUUUUUGGAUUAUGUAACUCCACAUAAGUCUUUAUUCUGUGUUAAACAUUAGCAGUAUCCAGCAGCUUAUCAGUGUGUAUCCUGUCACAUCAGUUAUCAAGUGAAGGCCAGAACAUGCAGGAUUUGUGAUGGAGAACUGGUAACAGAACAGCUUCAGUCACUUUAAACAUUCAGAUCUUUUUCAGAUCUUCUGUAUCGAAAUCUGAGUUUAAAAUUUUAAGACAAAUACAUCCUUGAGGUUCUGCAUUUAAACAUACCUCAGCAUUGACACAAACAGUAUGAAUUCAUCAUGACGUGGCAGUAUAAUGACGAUAACAGGUUACAAUAAGGGGAAAUAUUUGGUUAAUAUUUAUGGUCAAUGACAUGAAGAGAGCGGCCUCUCAUAUAACUGCCUUUAAUGAUGUCAGUCCUUCACUCUCCUGCUGCCACAACACAGAGUCAGUGUUCAUUCAGAGCACAGAGACACAAAAGCUUCAUUCAUGACACGAACACUGACUUCAUGACGGCUCCACGUUUGAUCAACCUGCUGUCGACAAACUGAACUCCUGACUUUCUCUCUGUUUUUGACUCUCCCAACCAAUGUUGCAAACGCUGAUACUUCUGAUUUUAUUCAUACAUCAUUUUGUGUUUUUGAUGUUAAUCUUAAUUCUAAAAAUGAGAAUUAAAUAUGCAGCGAUGAUUACCUCAAAGACAAAAUCUCAGUAGUUUUUUCAUGAAUGAUUAAAUGUAGUUCUAGUAUCUAUAGUGUUAGCAUAUAAGCAUCCUUUGUGUAUAUUAGCUUUCUAUUAUUUCUGUUUACGUAUAAGACUGUUGAUGUUGAUUUUUUAUACCUUAAAUAAAUGUCUAUCUGUUAAAAAUCUAGCAUGUUAAAACUCGAGUAUUAGCAAAUAAGCAUCAUAAACUUUCUCACAAAAUAUCAACAUUUCUGGCAUGUUAAGAUGCUAAUAAGUGCUUUUGCUGCCUGUUAUGUGUUCACUAAUGUUGGCACUGCAAACACCCAACAUUUAGCAUAUUAGCAUCCUAGCAUGUAAAAACGCGAACACACUAAGUCUAACAUGCUAAAUUUUAGGAUUGACUAAUAGACGGGUUGAAAUUUUUACAGCCCAUUAAUAUUCAUGUUUUAUGCUGUUAAUAUUUUAGCAUUUAAAGAUUACAGCAUUUAACAGGUUAGCAUUCCAGCAUGUAAAUAACUUAAUGGGCUAAACAUGUCAUGCCAAAUUUAAAUUAAGCUUAACCAUGUCAAUACAUUUAGUACCUGUAAAACUUUAUACUCUGUAUUUUAGUUUAAUGUCUGACACUGAGAGGUAACCCAAAGUUUUCAACUGUUGAACAAACAAAGAUAUAUAACUUUGGGCUUAUUCACUCAUGAUCUCAACACAUGCUCCCAAGUAAAUGCUUUAUAACUUAAUUUUUCAAAAUUUGGCCUGUCUUUUCAACAUGCUGGCAAGCAAAUCAGCACACAUGCCACUUUGCAAACAUUCAAUGCUAGGAAAUUAAACACCAAAAAACAGAUGCAUUAGGGUUUAUUUUUUUAUUUUUUUUUAAAUCCAAACGUGUAUAUGCAGUACAGCUGCUUAAUGUGAGUUUGCCAGCCAAGGUUUUACUUUCCUUGUAAGGGCACUAAACUUAAUGAUAACUUCGACCAAAGUUCAUAGCUGUUAUCAUCAUUAUUCCGAUUUUUCUGAUUUACUUUGACAAUAUCGAUUAUUUUCUUAAAAUUUAAAAUAUUUCAGUGUUUCAACUUCUCACAAAUGGAAAGCAGGCAUUACAGAAGCUCACCUUGUGUCUGUGUGAACAGAAACAAUGAGAGCCUUUCAUAGGGACUGAUAGUGAGCGUGUAAUCAAACAUUACUCAUGGUUCUGCUGCUCUGUCAACAGUCGGGCAACGAUGACUCAGUCAGGCAGAGAUAAGGUUCGUCAACAGAUAGCUGGUGAUUCCUGUUCAGAUUUUACCUCCUUAAUGAGCUCAACCAGCAGCUGAGGGGUCUAAGGGUCCAGCUGUUCACCUAUCUGUCUGUGUGCUCUCCUGUCUUCAGUGCUGGCGAAGCUGAUCUGGGACCUGCAGUCCUUCCUGUCUGUUCUUGACUCAGAGAACCUGAGUUAUAUCGCUCAGGCUCAGAAGAAAUCUAUUUCAGAGCUGCUGUCCAAACUGCAAACAAACGACACUCCUGGUAAUGAUCAUUCUGCUCGAAAUGAUGAUAACAUGAUUCUGCUGAUAAAACUUUAAAAGCACUAAAACUGUCAGUGUCCCUCCAAGCACUUAGAGGCAGUCAUAACACUGCAGAUGUUCACUGACACACAUGGGUGUUUGAUGUUAUUCUAGUGGAGGAUGCUGAAUACAUGAUCAUGAGCUGUCCAUCAUCGUCUCCUAGCAAUGAGCUGACAGACUCAUCUGUAACAGGUAACAAUGAUCAUAGUAACGUCAUACACACUAUCAUAUUACACUGAAGAUAUGCCAUCACUUAAAUGUCUUUAUACUGUAUAUUUCCAUUCAUGUCAUUUGUUGAUUGUUUGUUGUUUUCCAGAAAGAGUCGGGUCCUCUGAGCUGGUCUCAAAGCAGGACUCAACUGUGUGGCUGAGAAACUCAGUAAGUCAACACUAAUGUUUGUAACAUUUCCUAUCCAGUGUAUAUCAGUCAGCAUAUGUACUGACUGUAGACACCAUAAUGCCCUGAGUUUGGCAUCUGCUGAUUCUCUGGAGUGAGGAAUGACCAUAUUUACAUGAGAAAGUGGAUCUAGAGAGGAGCAAAAGGGUUGCUUAAAGCCAAGUUGUCAAAGGUAAACACUCAACAACUGUGGCUAAUUCACAGCCGGUGUACCUGUGAUGAUAAUGUGGCGGAUGACUGACACGAACCUGCCAAAUUCAACUACCCUCAUGACCAUCUCCUGGGUUCUGCUUCUUUGUGUUUACAGAGUACUAUGUUGCCCAAAGCUCCCAGUCCUCCAGACCUCACAUCUUAAAAUAAGAGCAGAAUUAGUUCAAGAUACUCCCCUGUAGAGACGACUUCAGAAAUAAGGAAGUUACCAAGACCAGGAUGUAAACAUGUUUGUUUCUGCAGGACAAUCAGGCAUAUAAAUAUGGGACCUAAUGGGGAUUGGCUCACUGUUGGAGCUGGCCUCAAGUGGCCACUCUAGGAACUGCAGUUUUUUGCACUUAUUGGUUUCAUUUGCAGCUUUGUUGAACACACUCUACCAGAGCUUGAACGGCACUUUCAGAUCAGAAUACUCACCCCACCACGGCAAAGAAGCAUCUUUUACAGCUGAAAUGAAAAACAUAUGAAGGAAGGUAAAUUUAGCCAUUCCUGAAGUUCAAACCAGACUUUCUCUGAAUCAGAUUCUCUUUGCACUUGUUGUUUUUUUGCUCUCCUGCACUUCUUGACCUCUUGAUGGUUUCCCUCGAGGUUAAAGAAAAGUGGUCGGGGAAGAAAAAAGGUCUUUUUUAAGAUAACAGGAGGAGGAGGAGGAGGGGAGGGAGGAGGAGGAGGUUUGUGAUGUGGGUCAGUAAUGACAGACUCCAGUCCUCCUGAGGUUUGGGAGGAGACGGCAGGGUUACAGUGCAUGUGUGUGUGUGCUGGAGGGAGUGACAGGAUAUUCAGUGUUUACAUAUGAAGCCAUCUCCUCUCUAUCUUUCCUCCUAUUGGCUGAGAGCUCUGCAGAGGGGGGAAGUGGUCACUGAUGGCGGCUGAUUAGCAUCUGGCCUACGUGAUGGAUGGGCAAACUUACACACACAAACACACACACUUAGUAACCUUCUCUCCUGGGAAAUUUUGCUCAUAUGCAUUGAAUUCAAAGACAUGUUGUGUUCACAAGCAGCAUUCAGUGUGGGUUAAAUUCAAGAGUGUAAGAGUAAGAGUGUGGAGAAAGGGUUUGUGUAAUGAACUGUUGUAUAAGAAGAACUGUGUCUUCUGAGUGUUGUUGGAUUUCUUUAUUUCCUUAGCCUCACCGUAGUGACAGUUUGAAAAUAUGUCUUAGUUGAAUUGUCUGUUUGUCACUCGUGUGUUUGUCUGUUCACACAUGGAUUGUUGUGUGUUUUGAAUUGUUUAUUUUUGUCUCGGUUUAACGUUUACCAUGAAGAGAGUGGAAUGUAUGCAGUUGGUCAGAUAUUACAAACUUCCUCUUAGGGCCGUAAAGUUGUAUCAUAAUGUAGUGUGUCAGGUCAUUUGUACCAUAGUCACUUAUAUUAUAUUUUCACAUUUUACAUCAUAAUUUCAUGUUGUAUCAUUUUACAUCCGUUCAUAUAAUUUCAUAUAAAAUUGAGUUCUUUUAUAUCAUAACCCACGGUGGUUACUAGAAUAGGGAUCCAAGAUCCCUUGAGGGGGGACAAAACUCUGGGUCACCAUAUUGAUCGUUCUGUUUCCAAUCAUAUCAUACUGUAUCAUUCUGUAUUCUACUGUAUUCUACUGUUUUGCACAAUAAAGACAACUUUUUGUUUCCUGUGAUAUCAGAUCCAGGGCCCUGUGGUCCCGCCCCUCCCACCAGGAGGCUUAGGGGGUGAUGAUGAUGAAGAUACAUAUGAGGAGGCAGAACCCUACGUAGCUGACACAAGCAUGUCUAACACAGGUAUCUGCACACAAACACACACACAAUCGCAGAAAGGUCUUACAAACACAGGAAUCUUAUGAAAUGAUUUUGUCCCGCUUCAGAGAAGGUGGAGUCAGACAGCAGUCACUACGAAUCGUACGGGGAGGAUGACGAUGUAGAUGACAGAGUAAAAGACAGGGCUCACUACAUCCACUGGAGUGCCUCCCAGCCCUGUCUUAGACCCGCCCCUGAGUCCCGCCUCUGUGGUUACCUGUGGAGGAGGAAGUGGCUCGGACAGUGGACCAAACAGCUGUUCAUCAUCAGGAAUGACGUGCUGCUGGUGAGCGAGUGGAUAAAUUUGGCUUUUUUUUUUUUUUAUUCCACUUUUAUUUUGACUAAUCUGUAACUCUGUGUGUGUGUGUGUGUGUGUGUGUGUGUGUGUGUGUGUGUGUGUGUGUGUGUGUGGUUAUCAGUGUUAUAAGUAUGCUCAGGACCUGCUGCCUCAGCUGGAAUUAAACCUGCGCGGCUGUCAGCUCAUCUACAAGUCAAAGAGCAAUGGGAAGAUCCAGCACCAGCUCAAACUGGUUCUGCUGGGCUCUGAGUCUCUGGUUCUGGGAUACAGCAGCUUCCAGCAGGCCGACGAGUGGAGGAGGGUCAGCCAAACAAAACACAGCAAACAAACAACACAACAAACACACAGCACAACAGGCACACAUUUCACUGACCGCUAACAUACUCCAUGCUGUACUGUCAACAGACUUCAGUGAUGUGUCUUUGUGUUUAUACACUUGAUGUUUAGCUCAGCCCCUUAAUCAAGGAACUGUCAGGCUUCCUGGUAUGAAAGCUCAGCCACAGUUUUCUGCAGACAGGGCUAAGUCUGCUGUGUAAUUUAGCUCAUUUUGAGAGACUCUGACCUAAGCACUCAUCUCUUAUGUGUUUUUUAGCACUUUCCUUUGCCACCAGAAUUGUUUUUGUAGAGCACUUUGGUACUGGUUCCCCCAGCAGAUUCUUAUUAAAUGUGUCAAGCAAUACUCACUGGUAACAUGUAAAUCAUAAAACCUAGCUCCAAAAGUCCUGAAAUAUCCCUUUAAUGUGUGUGUAUGUGUUUGUUUGUGCAGGUAAUGGAGGAGGUAAGUGUUGGAGGGGAAGCUGAGACCCAGAGCUGCCCGUCACUGACCAAAUCAGAACAGCUGCUGUCCUGCAGGGUGAGAGUCACUCACAGAACACAACAUUUGUACCAGGGAUGCCCUCCGCUUUUAUGUCCUCCAGUACUGAUCUGAUUUUUCAAUAUUGAGGAUCCUGAUAGAAGUUUUGUAAUUGCCUAGGAAUAUUGUCACAGUAUUUCUCGAUGAAUCUUCAUAAAAUCUGAGUCCACUUUGUUUUAUGUUUGUCUCUAGUCCAGUACAGUCUUGUCUGAGUCUGAGGAGGAAAAACCUUCAGCUGACUGCAGCCUCAAAAAACGCAAAGGUACUGAAACUGUUCAACUGUUACCUAGAGGACUGACUGAUCUGACUGUCGCUGCAAAGUUGGUUUAUAAUGUUGUCAUUCAAUGAAACCGUACAAGAGUGAACAGGUAUCCCACUCAGUGACCUCUGACCUCUGUCUGUGUGGGACUGACAGGUUUCCUGAGUGUGCUGAUGAACUGUCAGUGGCAAAGUUUACGCUGUCAGGUGGAGGACAGUCUGCUUAACAUGUUUGGACAAGAGGAGGAUGAGGAGGAGGAGAAGGAGGGAGAGGAGGUGAAGAAGGAGCUGUCGCCUCAGUACACCGUCCAGCUCAGAGGGUGUGAAGUCCAAUCGGGACCUGACACCGACUACUCCUACAGGAUCACACUGAGCAUGCUCGAUGACCAGGUGGCUGUACUGGAGGUGAGGAGACACAGCAGGUAAACAGAGAUGAAUCGUUUUAGUGAUCGUUCGUAAACUCACCAUUUAAUGUGCUCUUUGGUUUUUCAGGUCAGCAGUUUAGAAGAAAAAGAGCGAUGGUUGAAACUGCUGCAAGAUGGAGCUGCCGAGCACAGUCACUGUGACAACAACAACACAAAAGAGCACACGGGUGGAGCUUUCCGGUAAGACACUGUAUGAUGCCUAGGGAACAUGUUGUCUUCUCUGGAUUUGAGAUCUUCAAUUCCUUUCCCAGUUCCUCAAGAAAAAGGCAUCUCCUCCGGGGCUUCCCUCCGUUCCACUCUGGGUUCAGUGCCAUUUAAAUGACAUAGACGUUGUACGCUGAGACAUCCAAUAUGUCCAAGAAUAUCGCUAAUGUAGGGUCCUCCAUCUGCAGCUGGAGGCGGUCAUCAGCUUGUCCACGUUAUUUACCCCACCUCUCCUUUUUUGGCAUUAUAAUCCACAGUGAUCUCUAUUUUCAGAUGUUCCUGGUCAUAGUUUAUAAUGAUAAUAACUUUAUUUAUAUAGCAUCUUUCAAAACAGACAUUCACAAAGUGUUUUAACAGAUAAAACAAACAAAGGCUUGUUCUUUAGUUAUGUUUGAGAUGGAAUCGUGCAAGAGAAAUUAUUAUUCUAAAAAAUUUAAAAUACCAGUGGACCAAGAAUAGAACCCUGAAGUACCCCACAUGUGAUUGCUCUACUCCUCUUUGUUCUCCUAUUUUGAUUGUCUUGUUUCCUCUUCAGUGGUUUGAAGACUCGAAGGUUCCCCACCUCCAACACCUACAUGGACGACCCUUUCUGUCUGAGCAGAGAAGGCAGAAGCCAACCGAUCUACUCAAACACUUCCAUACUGGAGCACAUGGUACACACACGUACGCACGCACACACACACUCACAGUGCAAAAGGGUCCAAAAUCAUCCUUUUCUAAAGAUAUAACAUUAGCAUUAGGAAGAACUGCUAUGAAUAAGUUAAAUUUUGUGAUUUACCAAAGAUUACAUUCCUGCAGCACUAGAUGCUGAGUCCUCCCCUGUAACACUUUCAUGGACUAUAUGCAGAGACAGUGUUGAGCACUUCAAGGGAUAUUCCAGAGUAAAAUUAAAUGAGGGUCAAACACACACCAUAACAGCAAGUUAGACAUUCCAUCAAGAGAUGAAUGUUGUCAACUGCUUGCUUCUCUAGGUAUACCAACUUUAGUAACGACCGCAGGAUAGCAAUACACAGAGGUCUGGGGAGCCACACACAAACCUCAACCAAAAAGCCACUCUAUAGCCACAAAUAAUGUUCAGAACAGCACCUAACUUCAUCAACAGUACAUACAGGGUCCCAGCCAUAGCACUAGCCAUCAAACAUCUUUUUAGCUUUGCCUGGUUUCUUUAGCUAAGAGACUAAACACAACUUACCCACUCUCCUCCAGCAGCCGCUUGUUUGUAGCGGGACCUUGGGCCAGUCCAUUACGGACUGCUGUGGGGUGACGCAGCUCAAAGAAGAACAUUUAUGAUCAUUUCUUUAUGGAAAUUCAAUCAGACUGAGACACUAAGGCAGAAGAACUACAGCAUCUGCAGUGUUAAAUUAUUAAUAUGAUAUUUAUUACUUCAAGGAAAUGAUAAAGAAAUGAUCAUAAAUGUUCUUCUUUGAGCUGCGUCACCCCACAGCAGUCUGUAAUGGACUGGCCCAAGGUCCCGCUACAAACAAGCAGCUGCUGGAAGAGAGUAGGUGAGUUGUGUUUAGUCUCUUUGCUAAAGAAAUUAGGCAAAGCUAAAAUGAUGUUUGGUAGCUAGUGCAAUGGCUAGGACCCUAUAUGUACUGUUGAUGAAGUUAGGUUCUGUUCUGAGCAUUAUUUGUGGCUAUAGAGUAGCUUUUUGGUUGAGGUUUGUGUAUGAGACCACUGUGUAUUGCUAUCGUGUGGUUGUUACUAAAGUUGGUAUAACUAGAGAAGCAAGCGGUCGGCAACAUUCAUCUCUCGAGGGGGUGUCUAACUUGGUGUUACUGCGUAUGACCCUAAACUAAUCUUACUCUGGAAUAUCCCUUUUAAUGCUUGUCUCAGGGUUUUUAUUGACCCUGUCAGGUUCACCCAUCUCUAAAACAGCCUAUUAUCGGCCAAAAUCUCCUGAAACAGCUCAGAUUUGUGAAAGGCCUAAAAAAAACCCAAAGGGGAUAGAGAUGCACAGUCGUCUUUAAGACACUUAUAUAAGAACAAUUAACUCAAAAGUUAUUGUAAAUUUUUUCAGCCCAAUGAUGCAAUUAAAAAGUCUAUUACAGCUACAGAGAAAUACAAAGAUUUGGGGUCUAAGACUAAAAAUUGAUGAAAAUGGGAAUAAUGGGUCAUAAGAUCAGACCACACAGAUUCAUAAUCUAAACAAUAACAGUAAAUUUGUGUCGUCUUUCAGCUCAGCAGCUCUCAGGACUCUGUUCGCUGCAGCUCGGUGUCCUCCAGAGACUCAGUGACCUACAGCAACACCGUCUUCACCACCCAGAGUGAGUCUCAUCGAAUUAAGAAACCCUUUAACAGGAAACAUCAAACCUCAGAGGGUCUUCAUUAAACAUCCUUCUCAGUAACAAGAGACUAAUUUUCAGUCUUUGUGACAGCGCUGAAAAAAACUUCAGUGAACUGUCAGAGUUAGAAGAUGUUGGAAAAGUGAUGAAUAAUUGAAUAAUGGAUCUUCAAUGUUAGGUUGUUUUUUUUUUUGUUUGUCCAGCAAUUUUUCUUUCUGACAUUUCUGACCAAAAAUUAAAUCAGUUAUACAGGAGAAAAGUCAACAUCCAGUGGGCCCUACAGAUAGCCAAAUGUUGCAGUAUGAAGUUGCACUUAAAAAAUUAAACAUUGACCCAAAGGUUGUCAAUGUAGUACUUUACCAUAAAAUCCAAUACUUAAUGACUGUCUGUGUGACUGUUUUUCAGGCAGGAAGUCGGCAGAUGUGGAGCGAGCCGUUCAGAAGCUGGAGCUGACAGGGAAACACCCAGUGCAGCUGAGGGCGGGGUCAGAGAUCAACCUGGCAUCCGUGGGGAAGCAGAACAAACGCACAUCUUUCAGACAGUCACUGGCUGUCUGCACUGAGCGCGCCCAGGUGGGGAAACAGGGACAAAUGGCUUACAAGAUUGUUAAUUAAAGAAGAACACAUUUACUUAUUACCAUUUUUAACCUCAGAGAAUACAUGCUCCAUUUUUCUAUCUGCAUAUCAAUAAACAUGUAUGUGAAAGACUGUGGUUACAAAACCAACAACUGUUCGAAGACUGUAGAUAAGAAGUGAAAGUUGAUGUCAGAAAAAAGAAAACCUGAUUUUUAAAGGCUAGCAGAGGAUGACCCCAACAGCAGAUUUACUGAAGUUGAAUUUUAAAAGCUCAUCUUGUAUAUUAUUUUUAUAUCUUAUGUAGUCAUAUGUUUAUUCUUUAAAACAGAAUCAUAUAAGGUAUUUAUUAGAGAUCAGGGAAAAUUUGCAUAGAAGUCAAACUAUUUUAAAAUGGAAUAAAAGAGCUUUCUGCUAUGAAUCCUCCUUUACUUAUUGGCAUAAGUUUUACUCUGCAUGUGAGCAGCUUCAGUUACACAUACACAUGUACUUUAUUUCAUCUUGGCUUUUUAUUGCAGGAUUAAUUUCUUUAUUUUCUGCUUUAACUCUGUUGAUCUGUUUGUGUCCAGGCGAGUUUUCUGAACCCUCUGCUGCGACGGACGGCUUCAGCUAAAAACUCCCUGAGACGAGCUCCUUCAGCGCUCUUCAUCGAACACGGGAAGGUUUUCCAGAGGAGGAAGGUCAGAGUCUCACAGUCUGCUUUAUCAGACUCUAAAUACAGUUUCUCUUUACUGACAGUUCCCUCAAAGUCACCCCCCUUAAUCAACCAUCAAUGAAAUUAUCAGUAUCUGAGGGAUUUCUCAUCAUUUUUUUGAAAGUUUCCAUUCUGACUCUUUGAAAUAACACAGACUAAGUGCUAAUUUGAUGUUUUCUGUUUGUCUGAUCGUCUCUUCUGUGCUUUCACAGGAGUGGGAAACUAAAGCUGCUGUUUGACAGUCUGAUCGUCACAUCAGCUGAGGAGUCUUCAAGCACAACAUGGAUAUAAUUUAAAGAGAUAAACUUUGUUUUUUUAUUACCUCCGCCAAGGAGGUUAUGUUUUCGGUAGCGUUGAUUUGUUGGUUGGUUUGUUUGUUUGUUUGUCUGUUAACAACUUUACAGAAAGGUUACAGAUGGAUUGACCUGAAAUUUUCACCAGAGGUGCGUCUCAGACCCAGGACGAUCCCAUUACAUUUUGGUGGUGAUCUGGAUCGCCUUCUGGAUCCAGGAAUUUUUUGAAGGAUUCUUUAUCAUUGUGAGAUAGGGCACAUUUUGGAAUUUUUGCAUUUAACUCUAUAAAAAUGGCCAGAGUCUUUAAUAAAAAAAUUACACAAAAGGAUCUCAAUGAGUUUCAUGAGGUGUCAAAGGUUGAUCCUGAUCCAGAC
Xyrichtys novacula (pearly razorfish) is the source of this 16800-nucleotide messenger RNA. The record is from the annotation of a GenBank genome assembly. NCBI's taxonomy places the organism in Eukaryota, Metazoa, Chordata, Actinopteri, Labriformes, Labridae.